Messenger RNA from Ailuropoda melanoleuca (giant panda), 1175 nucleotides. It is a transcript of the gene NUDT22, whose product is annotated as nudix hydrolase 22. The record is from RefSeq and is a predicted model, not a curated record. NCBI's taxonomy places the organism in Eukaryota, Metazoa, Chordata, Mammalia, Carnivora, Ursidae. The transcript has 6 exons. The coding region runs from base 238 to 1110 and encodes 290 amino acids. Gene Ontology annotation, molecular function: GDP-mannose hydrolase activity.
ACGAGGCGGGAAACAGACCGGCGGGCUCACCGACUCGCCGGCUUCGCAGCGGACCCCGCGGGCCUCGGCGCACGGACCGGCCAAUGAGAAGCGGGGGAAGAAGGGGACGGGCACUUCCGCUUCGGGAAAAGGGGCGGAGCCCGCGGGCCGCGCAGGCCGGUGAGUGCCGGCUGGAGGUUUGAGCUUCCGCAUCCUGCAAGAGGUCCCGGCGCCCCAGGGAGCUGCCCUGUCCAGAUCAUGGACCCCGAAGUGUCCCUGCUGCUGCAGUGCCCCCCAGGUGGGCUGCCAGAGGAGCAGGUGCGGGCUGAGCUGAGCCCAGACCAUGACCGCCGCCCCCUGCCAGGAGGGGACGAGGCCAUCGCUGCCAUCUGGGAGAGUCGGCUACAGGCUCAGCCCUGGCUCUUUGACGCCCCCAAGUUCCGCCUGCACUCAGUCAUCCUGGCACCCGCUGACUCACAGGGGCCACAACUGCUCCUGCGCCUGGGCCUUACUUCCUACCGAGACUUCCUGGGCACUAACUGGGCCAGCUCAGCUGCCUGGCUGCGACAGCAGGGGGCCACUGACUGGGGUGACAAGCAAGCCUACCUGGCAGACCCCCUGGGGGUUGGCGCCACACUGACCACUGCAGAUAACUUCCUUGUCUUCCUGCGUCGCUCUCGGCAGGUGGCCGAGGCACCUGGGCUGGUAGAUGUGCCUGGUGGGCACCCUGAGCCUCAGGCCGUGUGCCCUGGUGACAGCCCCCUGCACAAGGACCUCCCUGGGGAGCUGGUGGUGCAUGAGCUCUUCUCCAGUGUCCUCCAGGAGAUCUGUGAUGAGGUGAAUGUGCCACUGUCCACCCUGAGCCAGCCACUGCUUUUGGGCAUUGCCUGCAAUGAGACCAGUGCCGGCCGCGCCAGUGCCGAGUUCUACGUCCAGUGCAGCCUGACUUCUGAGCAGGUGAGGAAGUACUACAUGAGUGGGGGAGCUGAGGCCCACGAAUCCACGGGAAUCAUCUUUGUGGAGACACAGAGAGUACGGAGGUUGCAGGAGACCGAAAUGUGGGCUGAGCUCUGCCCCUCGGCUAAAGGCGCUGUCUUUCUCUACAACCAAGUACAGGGAAGUCCCACCUGAGUCGCCCUAGGGCCCCCAAUCCUAGCGCAACUUGGAAGACAAUAAAGGACUUUAUUCUUGGAUUC